AUGGAGAAUUACAAUAGCAAAGACAUCGGCCGUUACCUUGAAAAGACUAUCGGGAGACGCCACAUGGACGAUGAACGCCGCGAGAUCCUCAUCGAGAACCUCAGUAUGAAGGCUAAUCACAACUUCAUGUGGCUUGUGCUAGUCGUCUGGGAUCUAGACAACUGGCCUGCGGUAGACUUUGCCACCACAGAAAAUAUUCUGAAAAGAAUCCAGAAGAUUCCAAAAGAACUGAAGGUAUUGUACGAUGAGAUCCUGGAAAGGCUUGCCGGAAAAUCCGACGACGCAAUGCGGGAAGAGAGCUAUUUCCUCCUCCAACUCAUAGCUUUCUCCAAGGAGGCUCUAUCGCUUCAGGAAGUGAUGGAAGCUGUCUCGGUCCUGAUUUACCCAGAUACAUGGAAAUCACAACUGGAGCGCUUCAAAAGCAAAAGCUUCGACUUUGCCGCAUAUAUCCGAACUUGGUCGAAAGGCCUCGUGGAGGUCCUCCGGCCCGAACCUGAUGGCACACCCGGGUCACGUACCGUGCAAUUCGCGCACGUAUCGAUCCAUCGCCUUCUGGUGUACGAGUGCGGACUCCAGCAUUUCGACCCGGCUGCUAAUGGCCCGGCUGCCAUCGAAAGGAUCUGUCAUCGUCGCAUGUUUGAGCUUUGCGCCAGAUACCUGGAGCGCGAUGACUUGGCCCGACCAGAACUGGAGCUACACCAAUACGUCCUAUCCUUUUGGAUGGAACAUUCCCGUCUGAGUGGCGAGCUUCUGGGAGCGAAGCAACUCGUCUUUCCAGAGGUUCUUGAAGAAUGCAACGCGUCCACAGAGCACAUUGUUGGAUCAUCCCGGAAAAACAUGCUCCGGCGCAUGAGACUUGGCAAAUUUCGUGCCGGUCCGUCCAUAGCCUUUGAGCAGCGGCUUGUCUGUCUGUUAGCCGCUGAAGGAUGCGAUCAGCUUCUGAUGGUGCAUCAAGGAUGUGGAACCUGUUACGGCACUGCAGCGGCCCUGGAGGAGAAGAAUGACAUGCUUGGCUGUGCAUUACUCCAGGCUGCUGAGCACAACAGGGUACAGACCGUCCAGUAUCUCGUCCGACAAUUGCAAAGCGAUGUCAACUUCAUGGGCGGCCCGACCAACACAACACCAUUGAUCCAAGCUGUUGGCUCAGGGGCGUUGAGUGCGGUUAACAAACUACUGGAUUUGGGCGCAAAAGCAGAGCAGUGUGCCGAGAGGAACUACAAGUCACCUUUGAAUCUAGCAGUCGGUCACGACAAUAAGAAACACUUCUCAGAUCCUGCAAAGGCGAUGAAAUUAGAUAUAUACUAG
Messenger RNA from Colletotrichum fioriniae, 1305 nucleotides. NCBI's taxonomy places the organism in Eukaryota, Fungi, Ascomycota, Sordariomycetes, Glomerellales, Glomerellaceae. The record is from RefSeq and is a predicted model, not a curated record.